Paramecium sonneborni is the source of this 3211-nucleotide messenger RNA. The record is from the annotation of a GenBank genome assembly. NCBI's taxonomy places the organism in Eukaryota, Ciliophora, Oligohymenophorea, Peniculida, Parameciidae.
AUGGAAAAAAUAUAAGAAUUAGUGGAUAGCCAAAAUUUUUAAGAGGCAAUAGAUUAAUUGAGUAUUUUGUUAGAGAAUGAAUUGCCAAGUCCUAAAGUUGAAACUUUAUAGGUGUUAAAUCGUAUUUUAAGUCUAAGCACAAAGAGACAAGAUUUGUAAAUAGCAAUAUUAAGACUGGCAAAAUUUGAGAAUUCAGAAAGAUAUUGUGAAUUGAUUUUAAAUUUGGCAAGGCUAUACAUUGAUUUAGGAUAAUUGAAUGCUGCAUAAUAAGAGUUAGAAAAUUUAAGAAAGAUCAAUAAUUAAUAUAUUAAAUGCAUAUUAUAAGGAUUUGAUAGAAUGUUUAAUUAGAAAAAAUAAGAUUUAUAAAAGGAAGAUUAAUGGGAACAAUUUUAACUAUUGGAAAAGGAAGAAAAGGAUUUAGAUUAUUUUUAUUAAGAUGGAUUGUUUAGUUAUCUAAUACCUGCAAGUUGGUUUUAGAAAUGGAGAUUAUAUGUUAAAAAUGAGGAUCCAAUAGAUGUUGAGGAUCCAAUUGUGAGUUUAAAUGUUUCUAAAUUAAGAUAAUUGCUUAAUCUAAACGAAGAUUCUAUUAAUGAAGAGAUUGAAAUAAAUCCAGGUCCAAUUGAUAGUUCAAGAUUACUCUAAAUAAAAUGGAACUUAUUACCUGAUAUUACAUAAUAAAAAUAAUAUUUGAAUUAUGUUUUAAGAAAUGAUUUAAGAGAAGGAGUUGAUUUUGUACAUGUAAGUGGAAAAGUAUUUAAAUAUUUUGAAAAUAUUUAUGGUGCAUUUGUUGUUAAAAGACUUAUUGUGAAAUAAGAGGAAUAAGAUAAAGUUAUAGUAGAUGUAAUAAUUAUAAUUAAAUUUUAAGUUAAUUCCAAGAGUUAUAAAUAUUAUGAUUUUAGAGAAUUAAUUAUAAGAAGCAUCUUUAUCAAUGAAUGGAUUUGAAUAAGUAUAAGAAAUGACUAGAAAACUAAAAGUUAAUAAAGGAUUUAAUAAUAGCAAUGAAUUAAAGUGGUGGAAGUUUAAAGAUCUAUAGAGUUAAAUGGAUUGGAUAUCUAUGAUAUAAAAAGGCACUUUUAUUAAAAGUAUAAAAGGGAGAGAAUUAGAUAUGAAAAUGAAAGUAGACGAUUUAAAUUUAACAAUUGAGGAUAUAUUGAUAUGUGAAAUAAAAUAAGGUAAGAGUUGGUAAUUAGUUGCUGAAAUAAAUGAUAUUAAAUAAAAAGAAUAAAAUGUUUCAGAACUCUAUGCUAAAUUUGGUAUUAGUAAUAUUCCAAGAGCUUUACCUGAUAGUAGAAGAGGAAUGACAGGUUUAUAAAAUUUAGGAAAUACAUGUUUUAUGAAUGCUGCUCUGUAAUGUCUCAGCAAUACUUAUGAAUUCACUUAAUAUAUGGUUUAUAAUCAAUUUGCUUAACAUUUGAAUCCCAACAAUGUAUUAGGAACUAAAGGAUUUUUAGCAUCCUCAUAUGCUGAAUUAAUGAAAUCAAUGUGGUUUGCUAAUUAUUCAAGUGUUUCAGCUAUUGAUUUAAAAAAAGUCAUAGGUAAAUUUGCACCUUAAUUCUAUGGAUAUGGUUAAUAAGACUCACAUGAGUUUUUAUCAUAUCUUUUAGAUGGAUUACAUGAAGAUCUUAAUAGAAUUCUUAAUAAACCUAUUGUUACAGAUAUUGAAAUUACUAAUGAAAGUGAUCAAUAGGCUUCAGAAAAGUUUUGGGUCAAUUAUACUCUAAGAAAUUAAAGUAAAAUCUAAGAACUUAUGGUUGGAUAAUAUAAAUCAACUUUAGUUUGUCCUAUUUGUAGUAGAAUAUCUAAAACAUUUGAUCCCUUUAUGAGUUUAUCAUUACCAAUACCUAAUUUUUAAACUUUUCAAGCUUCACUAUAUUUUAUAUAUGAAGAUAGUGAUAAUAUUUCAGCGAAAAUUUUCUUAUAAUUAAGCAGUGAUAUGACAGGAUUAGAUAUUUUAAAAUAAUUAGAAAAUAUUUUAAAUAUUAGUCAUAAAAGAAUGAAUAUGUUACUCAUUAAAGAACAUCAAAUUUAAGAAAGGGUUACUUAUGAUAAAGGAGCUAAAUGGAUUAAUGAACAUCAUGGAAUUUUAUUUGUUUAAGAAGUAAUAUCUAAUAUGUAAAAUCUCUAACCAAAUUAAAUUAAUGUUGAUUUCUAUUAUGUAGCAAAAAGUACUAGGAUUUAUGAAGAUGAUAAAAUCUUAUCAUUCCCUAGAUAAGUUGUAAUUGAUAAAAACUCAACUUUUUAAUAACUUUAUGGAAUUAUUUAUAGUAAAUUUAGAAUUCAUUUAACCUUGGCUGUUAAAGAAUUAACUUCAAAAGAAUUUCUAAUUAGAGAUGAAUUCUUAAAUUUACCUAGACCUAAAAGUUUAGGAGAAACAAUAUAAGAAUUUGCUAUCUUAGUUUAAAAUUAAUUAUAACCAUUCACUCUUAGAUUUAAAGAUAAAUAAUUUGAUAAAUCAUCAAAAAGAGAACUUUAAUUUAAUGUAUAAUUUUUAAUCAAUCUUAGGAUAACUUAACAAUUGAUAUUCCAGGUUAAAAUCUGGCUAUUGAAGUUAUUAUAUCAGAUUAUUUAGUAAAAAAUAUCCAAAUUUUAAAAUUAUAAAGAUGUAAAGAAUUCCCUUUAAAUGAUACAAGAUCAUAAUAAAUAAGAAAAGGAGAAUAUGAUUUGGAAGAUUGUUUAAGAGCUUUUACAAAAGAAGAAAUUUUAGGAUAAGGAGAUGAAUGGUAUUGUAAUAAAUGCAAAAAACAUGUUUAAGCAUCCAAAAAAAUGGAAAUAUAUAGGGCACCAUAGGUAUUUUGAUAAUUUAUAAUUAUUUAGAUAUUAAUUAUACAUCUCAAAAGAUUCAAAACAAAUAGAAUUUCCAAUUUAGGUAAUUUUUACUUUAGUAAUGGAACAUAGAAAAUAACUUCAUUGGUAUAAUUUGCCCAUGAACUAAAUUUAAAUAAUUAUGUGUUAUCUAAAUAAGCUGGAGAUAAUUAAAAUUAUAUUUAUGAUCUUUAUGGUGUAGAUAAUCACUAUGGUGGCAUAGGUGGAGGACAUUAUACAGCAUAUGCUUAUAAUAGUGUUCUAAAUAAAUGGAUAGAUUAUAAUGAUUCAAAUGCUAGAACAACUAGCAGCAAUGUUGUAAGUGAGGCUGCUUACUUAUUAUUCUAUAGAAGAAGAGAUUCAGAAAAAUGUUAAAUGUUCAAAUGAUAUAUAUAUCUUAAUAUAUACA